CAAAUCUUGCAUCAUAUGUUACAAAAGACCUUAUCUCGCCAGCCUUUGUAAAUCACAAGGACGCCAUGAACGCCUUGGCGCUCUUGCAGCUCCCGACGGUCAUCAAUGGCGGAUUCCAGCGUGUCCCCCUCCCCCGAAACACCUUCCCCACGCCCGUUCCCUUCUUCGAGUCCAAUGGGACCAAACCUUCUCUCAUCCGAUGCCAAUCGACAAGUAUGGAGAAACCAAAGACUUCGAAAAGAAAUCUCCUUGACAAUGCAAGCAACCUUCUUACUAAUUUCUUAAGUGGGGGUCGCCUCGGAGAUAUGCCCACUGCUGAAGGUGCUGUCUCUGAUCUGUUCGGUCGGCCUCUUUUCUUUUCACUCUAUGAUUGGUUUCUAGAGCAUGGCUCAGUUUACAAACUUGCCUUUGGACCCAAAGCAUUUGUUGUUGUAUCUGACCCUGUUGUGGCAAGACAUAUCCUUCGUGAAAAUGCAUUUUCCUAUGAUAAGGGAGUUCUUGCUGAAAUUUUAGAACCAAUAAUGGGAAAAGGGCUCAUACCUGCAGAUCUUGACACUUGGAAACAGAGGAGAAAAGUUAUUACACCAGGAUUUCAUUCUUUAUUCCUGGAAGCCAUGGUGAAAGUUUUUACUGACUGUUCUGAAAGAAGCAUAUUGAAAUUUGAGAAACUCUUGGAAAUACAGAAUUCUGAAACAAAAGAAAUUGAGUUGGAUCUUGAAGCUGAAUUUUCAAGUUUAGCACUUGACAUAAUUGGUCUGGGUGUGUUCAACUAUGACUUUGGCUCUGUGACUAAAGAAUCUCCUGUUAUCAAGGCUGUUUAUGGAACACUUUUUGAAGCUGAACAUCGAUCGACCUUCUACAUUCCUUACUGGAAUCUCCCUUUUGCAAGAUGGAUAGUUCCUAGGCAGCGCAAGUUCCACAAUGACCUCAAGAUUAUAAAUGAUUGCCUUGAUGGGCUUAUCAAAAAUGCCAAAGAGACAAGGCAGGAAACUGAUGUUGAGAAACUUCAACAAAGAGAUUACUCAUCUCUAAAGGACAUCAGUUUGCUGCGUUUUCUUGUUGAUAUGCGCGGUGUUGACGUCGAUGACCAUCAGCUUAGGGAUGAUCUCAUGACCAUGCUUAUUGCGGGACAUGAAACAACUGCUGCUGUGCUUACAUGGUCGGUCUUUCUACUUGCUCAGAACCCCUCGAAGAUGAGGAAGGCCCAGCUGGAGGUAGAUUCCGUUCUUGGUGAAAAGAAAAUAACCCUCGAAUGCCUAAAAAAACUGGAAUAUAUACGGCUUAUCGUUGUUGAAGCUCUUCGUUUGUACCCUCAGCCUCCAUUACUUAUUAGACGUGCUCUCAAAGCAGAUAAACUGCCUGGUGGUCAUAUGGGUUGUGAUGAUGGUUAUGCAAUUCCAGCAGGGGCUGAUAUAUUUAUCUCUGUGUUCAACCUCCACAGAUCACCAUACUUCUGGGACCGGCCAAAUGAGUUCGAGCCAGAGAGAUUUUUAGCUCCAAAGCCAAGCGAAGGCAUUGCAGGAUGGGCAGGCUAUGAUCCCGGUCGUAGUCCUGGAGCCAUGUAUCCGAAUGAGAUAACCUCUGACUUCGCCUUCAUCCCAUUUGGUGGCGGGCCGCGCAAGUGUGUCGGCGAUCAGUUUGCACUGUUGGAAUCCACCAUAGCAUUGGCUCUGUUGCUACAGAAGUUUGAUGUGCUGCUGAGGGGGUCACCUGAUGAAGUCGAGUUGGUCACCGGUGCAACCAUCCAUACCAAAAAUGGUCUCUGGUGCAAGCUGAAGAAAAGGACAUGAACAGAAGGUAAGUUUAGACAAAGAAAUUUAAGGGAAUUUUGAGGAAUGCUUUAUAUAUAUAAUCUGUAUAGAUAUUAUGUGAUGUCGUAUGCUCUCCAAAAAUGAUAAGACUAUUUUACAAUAUACUGUUUAUGGUGAUUAA
Messenger RNA from Musa acuminata AAA Group (dessert banana), 1932 nucleotides. Its product is annotated as cytochrome P450 97B2, chloroplastic. Gene Ontology annotation, cellular component: chloroplast. Gene Ontology annotation, molecular function: heme binding; monooxygenase activity; iron ion binding. The transcript is spliced from 14 exons. The record is from RefSeq and is a predicted model, not a curated record. NCBI's taxonomy places the organism in Eukaryota, Viridiplantae, Streptophyta, Magnoliopsida, Zingiberales, Musaceae. Bases 66 to 1790 code for a protein of 574 amino acids.